CAAUGAACUGCCUCAAAGUCGCUGUAGUGCUCAUCUCGGGCCUUAUUUUCUCGGCCUUAGUGUGCUUUUGCGCUAUAGUGGUCAAGAGUGGCGAAGACACUUUGGUUUUAGUCCAUACUUUAUUUAGACAUGGCAAUCGCGUACCAAACUCUAUUCCUUACAAGAACAACCCCAUUUCGGAUGAAAGUUACUAUAUGCCUUAUGGAUUGGGACAGUUAACUAAUGAAGGUAAAAAACUCGAAUACCGUCUAGGAACCACUCUACGAAAAAGAUACGACGAUUUCUUAGGGGAUACCUACAACAUUAACCUUCUGGACGCUAGAACCACAAACUCCAAUAGAACCAAAAUGUCUUUGGAAUUGAUGCUGGCAGGUUUGUGGCCACCGAAAGGCAAUCAGCUUUGGGAACCGACGCUGAAUUGGCAACCGAUACCGUACAAUUAUCUAUCGAACGACAAAGAACUGUCUGGUACUAGUGUCUGCCAGAACUAUAAUGUUUUAUUCGACGAGGUGGAGAAUUCGACUGAAAUCCAAAAAUUACUGUCCAAAUAUAAGGAUCUGUACGAGUAUGUUUCCAAGCAUACUGGGGAAAAUUUCGUCAAUCGAAAUAGCCUUUUUGAUUUGUAUUAUGACUCAUUUGCUCAGCGAGACUUCGGUUACGCUUUGGAAAGCUGGCUAGAAACAAUAAUGCCAAAUUUGGAAAAAGUCACCAAAGACCGGUACUAUAUUGGAACCAAUACGACUGCCUUGACAAAAAUCGCAGGAGGGUUCUUGCUGAGAAAAAUUAUAAACGAUUCUAAAGCAAAAAUUGAACAAACUCUUGUUCCUGAGCAGAGGAAAAUGUUCAUUUAUUCGGCUCAUGAAACAAAUAUGGGUUAUUUUCUACGAACACUUGGUGUAUAUGAAGACAAAAUUCCUGCAUAUGGGUGUCACGUUUUGGUCGAAUUACACAAAAUUAAUGGUAUAUUUGGAUUUAAGGUAUUUUAUCAAGAUUGGACCACUGCUGAACCUAAAUUUUUAACUAUUCCUGGCUGUGCUACUUUCUGUCCCUUUGACGAUUUUGUCGAUCUGCUCUCUGAAGUUAUUCCUACUGAUGAUGAUUGCAUAACAUCCUAA
Ceutorhynchus assimilis (cabbage seed weevil) is the source of this 1115-nucleotide messenger RNA. The record is from the annotation of a GenBank genome assembly. NCBI's taxonomy places the organism in Eukaryota, Metazoa, Arthropoda, Insecta, Coleoptera, Curculionidae.